Molecule: messenger RNA, 2748 nt
Organism: Podarcis muralis (Common wall lizard)
Lineage: Eukaryota; Metazoa; Chordata; Lepidosauria; Squamata; Lacertidae
Gene: TCHP
Product: trichoplein keratin filament binding
Biological process (GO): apoptotic process
Cellular component (GO): keratin filament
Source: RefSeq, a predicted model, not a curated record
ACACAAUUAACACGCGCAAAGCACUUAAGUCUUCUAGCUGCAGUGCAGAUUUGAACAGACAAGGUAGUUCCUGCCUGCAGGAUCGAAAUAUAGCCGAGGGCAAAGUGCACAAUGCAGCCCAUCAGCUGAUGGAUGGCACUAGUUGGUUCCUCUGCCCCCUUCCGAGUCCUGAAGGUGGAUCAGAUGCAAGGUCCCCCCGUUGCAAAAUUCAGUUCUCACCGGACUCAGAUGCCUGCAAGCUGGACGUGAGUGCCCCAGCACUCUCCCUGCUUGUGGGCCCCAGCGCCUCUUGCUAAGAGGCCUGCCAUCUCUGGCAGUGGUGGCGGCGCACAGCUAUAGUAGCUUCUGCUAGCUCUACCUGCCAUGCGUUUGCCUAACCCCUUUUAAUAGUCAUGCAUCUCCCAGCCACCCUCCCUGAGAGGCAGCAGGUGCUGCUCCCCAGUGGCAAAGGCCAGAGUGGGCUGCCCAUCUGUCCUCCAGUCCCAGGACAGCAGGCCCCUGGAGCAGAGUGGCCUGGCAGGGCGGCAGUAAACUCCUUGCAGCUCCCACUUAUGUGAAUAACUUUUAAAAUAUUCUGCUACCCAAUCAACCAACAGAUACUUCCUAUAUUUGAUCCAAUUUUUUAGUUGAUCUAAGUGACAGAAUGGACUAAACAUUGCAGCCGUAAUAUAUCUAGGCAGCUGGGAAAACACACUCCUCUCCAUCUCUUCCAGGAAUGAGGUGUUUAAUCCAGAGUUUCCAGAGUUGCCCAGAUGGCGUUGCCUACAAUCCCUUCAUUUUGGAGCAACCGCAGCAGAGCCCUUGAGCAGCAGAUUGUGCACCACCGUGAGCAAGAAGCCCGUUUCCGGAAACUGUGGGAGCUGAACAGCCGCUAUUUUCAACAGUCUGGGGUCUACAGCUCAAAGCAGGCCCAAUGGAGUUCACGCCACUCCUACAAGCAAAGCAUGACCGCCUAUCACCGUGAGAAGCUUAAGGAAGAGAAGUGUCUCAGCCUGGAGCAGAGACGCAGGCAGCUCCAGAAGCUGCUCUUUGAGGAGCGUGAGAUGCUGGCAGCAGAGCUGCAGGAGCUGCAGCUGAACAAGGAUGCAGACCUGAGUGAAAAGAGGCGGAGACAUGACGAGCUGAAGUCAGCCAGAGAGGAGCGGAGAAAACAAAUUGCAGAGGAUUGUCUGUACGAGUGCUGGAAGAACAACAGCGCUAAGCUCCGAGAGGUUGGGUCCAAACUGCACAAGGAUCACGUGGUGGAGGCCUGGGGAGAUCAGCUGACUCAGAAGCAACAGCGAGAAGCCACUGAGCGGGAAGAGAAGAUCCGUGCAGAAAGCAAAUACGAGGCAGCCCGGAGCGAAGCCCUGGAGAGGAUGAAGGAGGAGGAGGAGAGGCGGAAGCAGGAAGAAAGGAAGCAGGCAGAGUUCCUGCAGCAGCAGAUGAAGGAGCUGCAGCUGCGGGAGGUGGAGGCCACAAAGCUGAAGAGGGAAGAGGAGAACCUGCUCAGGCAGCACUGGGAGCUGGAAGCCCUGGAGGCCAAGCGGAAGUGCCAGGAGCAGGAGAGGAAGAAGACUGAACUUGGGCGCUUUCUGAGGCACCAGUAUCAAGCCCAACUGAAGAGGCGGGCCCAGUGGAUCCAGGAGGAGCUGGAGAAGGACAGGCAGAUUCUCCUGGCGCUGAUGGAACAGGAGGACGAGGACCAGCAUCUGAAGUCUGCCCAGCGGGAGCAAGCGGUGGCUGUCGUGGCCUGGAUGAAGCAGGUCAUUGAGGAGCAGCUCCAGCUGGAAAAAGCACGGGAGGCAGAGCUGGAGACCGUCUUCAGGGAGGAAGCCAAGCAAGUGUGGGAGAAGCGAGAACAAGAGUGGGAGAAGGAGCGCAAGGCCCGGGACAGACUCAUGGCUGAGGUCCUGGCGGAGAGGGAGCGCCAGAUCCAAGAGAGGAUGGAGAGGAACAGGCAGGCGCAGCAGGAAUCGGUGAAGUCCCGGGAGCAGCUGAUCCAGGAGCUUGAAGUGGCCAAGCAGCUGACGCACCGGGAGAAGGAAAAGGAGGCUGCGCUGAAAACUGAGCGCAGGCGGGAGUUGGAAGCGCAGCUCACAGAGCGGCAUCGGCAGGAGCAGGAGGAGCUGCAGUGCCAGUGGGAGGAAGCGGCUGAGGCCAAGCAGCAGGAGCAGCGCAACGCAGAGUUGGAGCAACUGGCCGCCAGGCGCAUGAUGGAGCUCGGCUAUCGCAACAAGAGCUACAGCUAUCCCAAAGCAGCCUGGACCUAAAGAAGUGAGAGGGGGCUUGCUUUCCAGUUUCAGUAGAUUAAAAUCCUAAAUGUGGGAGCAGCUUCCUGGUUGCAUCCUGCUGGGGGUGCUGUGGCAGUAUUUGUAUAGAUUAAAAAGGAGAGAGGCUGGAGGGUUGCAGCCCCCCCCCUUGCACAGCAGCCCUCUCCAGCUGAAGGCUUUGGCCCUUCCUGGAGGGCAGGCACAGCUGUGGCUCUAAGAGGCUCUGCAGGCGGGGAUUGCUGAUCCUUCAAGGCACUUGGGGGAGAUAUGGGACGGUGGUGGACAGACUCAGCCAGCAGGCAGCAGCUCAACCACACACUGUCCUUGCAAGCCUUCACCUUCCCCAAACUUUGAUGUGGAAGUAGCAGCUACCUAUUAUUGCUGUUGGCAAAGCAGUGCAAGGAAGAAGAGGGUGGGAGGCUCCAAGCACUUCCCAUUCAGGCUCUGACAGGGAUGUCCAAAAGCUCAAUAAAGCUUUUUAACUCUCUUAACGCAA